Molecule: messenger RNA, 1445 nt
Organism: Zea mays
Lineage: Eukaryota; Viridiplantae; Streptophyta; Magnoliopsida; Poales; Poaceae
Product: putative protein TPRXL
Exons: 1
Coding region: 325-1182 (285 amino acids)
Source: RefSeq, a predicted model, not a curated record
GUACGUGCAUUUUCCGACUCACAUCCAUGAUACCUGAUAAAAUAGUGUCAUUUUAAAGCUAGCUAAAAUCAGCCUUUGUGGUUUUGAGGUUUAACUAAUGGCUGCCAAGUGCAGUGACAUGAGAUGUCCCUACUCCCUACGACAUAGAGGAAAGACGGAAAGAGACCACCGCAUGACCAUGACCUCUCUCUCUCUCCCUCUGCAUUUGCAUCCCCUCUUUUCUUCCAAUAUAAAACCGAACAAGCCAAAAGGAAGACCAGAACACAACGAAAACCUGACCAUUUCUUCUCCCCGUUCUCCUUGGACCAGGAAAAGAAUCCGACCAUGGCAGAGACAGAGUGCCGCGCCUCGGACUCGGCCGACGGCCCCACCUCGGACUCGGCCGACGACUUCGAGUUCUGCAUCCUGUCGUCCGGCGGCAUCGUCCCGGCCGGAGAGAGCGCGGGGACGGACAUGUGCGUGGCCGACGAGGUCUUCUGCCAGGGCAAGCUCCUCCCGCUCCGCGCCUCCUCGGCCGCGGCCGCCGACGGCGCCACGCUGCCGAGGUCGGAGUCAGUGGCCUCCACCGUGGGCCUGGUGUCGCGGUCCGGCAGCCGCAGCGCGAGCUCGAGCUCGAGCGGCAGCAGCAGCGGGUGCGUGAGCCGGAGCCAGUCGUCCAAGAGCGCCUCCUCCGACCACGGCGCCGGGGCGCCUCCGCCGCGGCGCUCGCUGUCGAGCAGCCUGUUCUACGCGCACCCGAGCCCGUCGCCGCGGCUGCGCUCGGCGCGCCCGCGCCGCAGCACCGGGUCCGCGCAGCCCGCCGCGGCGGCGUGGGGCCUGUUUCGCUUCCGCCUCGGCGUCGUCGGCGCCCCGGACGUGUACCCUCCGCCGCCGCCGCGCCCCGCGGCCGAUGCCAAGGUCACCGCCGCAGCGAGGGGCGGAGGCAGCAGGAGCGCGCGGUUCGAACAGGUGGCCGCCGCCGUCGACAGGAAGCUUGGAUUGGCGGCGCUGUUCGGGGACAGGCUCGGCUGCAAGUGCUCGCCCGACGCCAUCAUCGAGCCCGUGCGCGCGCGCGUGCCGGAGGCGGCGAGGCGGAGCAGGGAGAAGCACGGCGCCAAGUGCGGCCGCGGCCGGGGCGUCGCCCGCCGUAGCAGGAUCCUGGACUGGCUCGAAGAGCUCUCCAUUGUGAAGGAUAAGAAGUAGGCUGGCUGGUGAUCGCUCCGUCAAGAUCGUGCCUUUCUUGAAGCAGUUUGUAUGUGUGUACGAUCAAGGAAAGGAUUAUUAAUUUUUCUUUCUUUCUUUUUAGCAUCCCUUUUUUUAGAUUCUUCUAUGUCUGACUAGGAAGCAGUGCACCGAUGCUAUGCCGAAGAAUUUUAACAGAGCGAUGGUCAAUUGCUCAUAAGUUUAAACUAGGUGAGUGCCCGUGCGUUGCAACGGAAACAUAUAUAAUACUAAAAUAAUUUAUA